Messenger RNA from Penicillium manginii, 192 nucleotides. RefSeq lists its product as uncharacterized. NCBI's taxonomy places the organism in Eukaryota, Fungi, Ascomycota, Eurotiomycetes, Eurotiales, Aspergillaceae. The transcript has a single exon. The coding region runs from base 1 to 192 and encodes 63 amino acids. The record is from RefSeq and is a predicted model, not a curated record.
AUGACCGAGCAGCGAUCGAUAAACUCGAAUCGCUUUAGCUCUAGCCGAAUGAAGGACCGACGUGUCUUCGCUCUCGCCCGACUUGAUCUGAUCUUCAUUUUUGGGGUUACAAAACGCAUUCGAAGAAAGACGCCGGCCUCGCUUAACGGCUUCCACCUGAGUCCCACCGACCUGGAAGCGUACGAUAUGUGA